AUGACGAUUGAUCCACCUGUAUUGAGAUCAAAGAGGAAGUCCAAAGUUCUCCAACAGAUAUACUGCAGACUAGUGUGCAAAACAUGGCGGAAGUUACUUCGUCAUCCUUCAUUUGCUCAUGUGCACUCAAAUCAAUUAUCACAGGUGAAUGGAAGCAGUGUUAUUGGUGGUAAGGCUGGUUUCGGUUUUCUUUUUUGUUUUGCGUUCUGGCCAAAAUGCAACACUGAACUGUACUAUGGAGAGUAUGAUGGCCAGUCUAAGAAGAAACUUAUAAGAAUCAACCAGCCUCCCAUUAUUCAUCAACAAAUAGUUCGUGCAUGUCAUGGGUUGAUUUGCUUUUCCAGCUUUUCUAAUGUUGGCGGUUCUAACGUCCACGAAUCUACCUAUAUUAGUAAUCCUGUCACCAGAGAAUACAUUACUUUUCCAAAAUUGGAAAUUGUUGGCGAGCACAAGAUUGAUACUGUGCUGUGUGGUUUUGGUUAUCAUUCCUCUAUUCAGAACUACAAAAUUGUAAGAAUCUACUAUAUCCAGAACCAGCCAUUGGGACGGGUCCAGGUAUAUACACUUGGAGGUGGUAGCAGUGGUUGGAGAGACUUGGGAGAAACCGUUUACUCACUGCGACACAGUAAACUCUGUUUGCGGGGUGAUCGCUCCCCGUUUGGUGUGCUUGCAAAUGGAGCUCUUCAUUGGCUAGACACUGAACAAAAGAUUGGGUCCUUUGAUUUGGUAGCAGAGAACUUAUAUUUGCUCCCAUCACCACCUUUUGUCUCUGAUACUAGUGUGACGAAUUGUUUUCAACUUCAGGUACUGGGAGGAUGCUUGUGUUUUGUUCAUCUAAAGCCAGAUAAAUUCUUAGACAUAUGGUUGUUAAGGAAGAAAGGUGAGAGUAGCAGUUCUGACGUGAACGUGCAGGAUUACGACUCAUUGACCUGGAUUAAGGAGUUCAGUAUACCAAUAAUGGGUGAUGCUGCAGAGCCAUUUUCCCUUACAGAAGUGGUGAAGUGCUACUGUGGUACAAGUCUACUAUCUGUUAUGAUAAAAAAACUGCAGCCUUCAAUAAGCUUUUGGGUGGCACUCUUUUGGAUGGCACUUGUUAUCGUGCAGUUCCUCAUACAAGCAGCUUUCUUUCGCUGA
Papaver somniferum (opium poppy) is the source of this 1134-nucleotide messenger RNA. Its product is annotated as F-box/kelch-repeat protein At3g23880-like. Lineage: Eukaryota; Viridiplantae; Streptophyta; Magnoliopsida; Ranunculales; Papaveraceae. The record is from RefSeq and is a predicted model, not a curated record. The transcript has 2 exons. Bases 1 to 1134 code for a protein of 377 amino acids.